CUGGACAAAAAGUUGGUGCGUCAAUCGUCUAUGACACUUCGUGUCUACUUUGUGCGGAUAUGGCGGCUGGUUGCGGAAGACUGAUGGUGCACUACUCACAAAUGCUUAGACGCCAACUGUCGACACAUUGAGGACAGACACUCCUGGCCUUGCAUCACAGCAUACAGAACAUAGCCGCGACAACACAAACAGUCGCUGCCUCAUGUCGAAAACACUCCGUUGUGCACGCCGCCAGGCUUGGGCAACUCAACGACUUCUCCCCGGCAAAUCACAUCAUCAACCACACAAUGCUGCCUUGCACGCGUCAAAAGUCCAGAAGAACACACUCCGAUCGUUCUUCCCAUGGACCAGGACACCCUUUGUCGUCUCCGCGCCAAUGCUAGGAGCCUCCACCUCUCGCCUCGCAAUCAACGUCAGCCGCGCAGGAGGUCUCGGCUUCAUCGCCGGCGGCACCGACCCAGCCAGCCUCAACAAUAUGCUCGAGGAGUCAAAACAACAUUCCUUCGAGACGUUCGACUACCCGUACGCAGACCUGCUAGAAAAAAAAAGAGGCGUCUUGCCAAUCGGCGUCGGCUUCCAGCUUUUCAACUCCAACCUCCGGCUUCUCGCACCAGUCAUCGCAGCGCACAAACCGGCAGUGGUCUGGUUAUUCGCACCAAAAGUAGAAGAGGACUUGCGCGAGUGGGCUACACAGAUCCGCGAUGUGACAGCUCGGUCAACCCGGAUUUGCGUGCAGGUUGGGAGCGUGGCGGAGGCAGAGCGUAGUGUGGCGCUCGCGGAGCCGGACUUUCUCAUUCUGCAAGGCGCGGAUGCUGGUGGCCAUGGCCGCCGGCAGUCUGCUAGUGUUAUCUCACUGGUACCGGAGGUGAAGGAUAGACUUGCCGCUAUCAAAAAGGCGGACAUCCCGGUUCUUGCCGCUGGUGGCAUAGCAGAUGCACGCGGUGUGGCUGCUGCGUUGGCGCUGGGUGCUGAUGGUGCUGUAAUGGGGACGCGAUUUCUGGCUUCUGAAGAGGCUGCAGUUCCGGAGGGUUGGAAGCGGGAACUUAUCAAGACGGGAGACGGUGGAGUCACAACCAUGAGGUCUACGUUGUGUGAUCGGUUGAAGGAGAAUCGCGAGUGGCCAACUUGGUAUGAUGGACGAGCGAUCCGGAACAAAGGCCAUGACGACAAAGAGGGUGGCAUGGCAGACGAAGAAAAUGUAAGGUUGUACAAAGAGGAGUUGAAGCGUGGAGAUAGCGCUUGGGGUGCCCAAGGACGGAUGGUGACUUAUUCAGGGACAGGUGUUGGUCUGGUCCGCUCGGUCGAGCCGGUGCAAUCGAUCAUGGAGAAAACGUUACGAGAAUGCAGACAUAUUCUAGACACGUCUUAUCAGCAAGCGGUAGAGUCCUCAUGAAUAGAAAGGUCGGAUCAUCCAGCCGAAAGCACACAGGAAUAGGUGGGCGCAAAGUUUGCAUCUCCGUACGUCAGUCACUGCGAAGUGGAUGAUAUGGCGUAUGAUUUCUGACGAACAUUCUUGCUUCUUCACGUGUAUGAGCCGUGUGCUGUCGUGAUAUGCACACCCCUCUGUCAGCAAACGCUUCAGUGG
Messenger RNA from Paraphaeosphaeria sporulosa, 1585 nucleotides. Its product is annotated as inosine monophosphate dehydrogenase. Gene Ontology annotation, molecular function: nitronate monooxygenase activity. Bases 203 to 1393 code for a protein of 396 amino acids. The record is from RefSeq and is a predicted model, not a curated record. NCBI's taxonomy places the organism in Eukaryota, Fungi, Ascomycota, Dothideomycetes, Pleosporales, Didymosphaeriaceae. The transcript has a single exon.